Grammomys surdaster is the source of this 973-nucleotide messenger RNA. It is a transcript of the gene Mims2, whose product is annotated as family with sequence similarity 210 member B. Gene Ontology annotation, cellular component: mitochondrion. The transcript is spliced from 4 exons. The record is from RefSeq and is a predicted model, not a curated record. Lineage: Eukaryota; Metazoa; Chordata; Mammalia; Rodentia; Muridae. Bases 33 to 608 code for a protein of 191 amino acids.
UGGGCACACUGAAGCUGCGCUCGCGGCGCGCCAUGGCCGGGCUGCUGCCACUGCUUGGCCCCGCGGGAAGAGUGGGUGCCCGGCUGCGGCCCUCCGCCCCUUGGCUCCUGGGAACUGCUACCUCCUGUGCUCCACCUCUCUGGGCCUUGGCCUUGUCCCGCCCGGGUCCGGACACCCGGCUGCUGCGCACGGCCCGCGGGGACUGUCUCAGCCGCCAGGAGCCCAACAGAACCACUGAGCCAAGAAGCAGUGGUGACACCGGCACAGAGAAAAAGCUAAGCAAAUCGCAGCAGCUGAAGAAGGUUUUCCAAGAAUACGGGGCUGUGGGUGUGUCGGUGCACGUUGGGAUCUCACUGGUCUCCUUGGGGAUAUUUUACACAGUUGUUUCCAGUGGCAUAGACAUGUCUGCAAUCCUGAUUAAGCUUGGCUUUAAAGAGUCACUGGUACAAUCCAAAAUGGCAGCCGGCACCAGCACGUUCGUGGUGGCCUAUGCCAUCCACAAGCUGUUCGCACCCGUGAGGAUCAGCGUCACCUUGGUCUCUGUGCCCUUCAUCGUCAGAUACUUCCGAAGUGUUGGCCUCUUUAAACCUCCAGCCGCCAAGCCUUGACACCAGUCUCUUCUGAUCUGUAGGCUUUGGAUUGUUUGCAAGCACUUGCUUUGGGGAGAGCAGGCCAAGAACUUCUCAUGUGCUUCAUCGACUCCAGAGCGUCUUCGAGGCUGGACGGGAUGAGGCUGGAUGUCUGAAAUUUUACUGAUACUGGGCAGCGUUGUUUGUAAAAUACAGAAACCCUGCCCAAUUGUAAUGUCAUCACUGGGCUCCUGACGCCCCUAUUCUGGGGACCUCAAAAGCUAAAAUCAUCCUGGCUUUCUUAGACAAUCCACUUAGCUCUCUGAAACUUGAGACAUUCCAGACCUGAUAUGUUUACAAUGUACCAAUGAAGUUUUUUAAUUGAAUUAAUCAGAUGCAUAAAA